Messenger RNA from Dromaius novaehollandiae (emu), 2612 nucleotides. RefSeq names its product glyceraldehyde-3-phosphate dehydrogenase, spermatogenic (gene GAPDHS). The record is from RefSeq and is a predicted model, not a curated record. Lineage: Eukaryota; Metazoa; Chordata; Aves; Casuariiformes; Dromaiidae. Bases 177 to 1187 code for a protein of 336 amino acids. Gene Ontology annotation, cellular component: cytosol. The transcript has 11 exons. Gene Ontology annotation, biological process: glucose metabolic process; glycolytic process. Gene Ontology annotation, molecular function: glyceraldehyde-3-phosphate dehydrogenase (NAD+) (phosphorylating) activity; NADP binding; NAD binding.
GGGGGGGCGGGCCCGAGGGUAUAAAAGGAGGCGGCGGCGGCGGCGCCUCAUUCGACGCCCGCGUCGCGCCGGGGUCGGGGUCGCCGCCGUUUUUCACCCAGUUUUGCCCGUUCCAGCCGUUUCUCCCAGCCUUCGUCCUCGCCGCCCUCCUCCUCCUCCUCCUCCUCGCCGCCGCCAUGGCCGAGCUCACGGUCGGCAUCAACGGGUUCGGGCGCAUCGGGCGCCUGGUGCUGCGCGCCUGCCUGCAGAAGGGCCUCAAGGUCGUGGCCAUCAACGACCCCUUCAUCGACCUCAACUACAUGGUGUACAUGUUCAAGUACGACUCGACGCACGGGCGCUUCGAGGGGCAGGUGAGGGCCGAGGGCGGGAAGCUGGUGGUGGACGGCAGCGAGAUCGCCGUCUUCCAGUGCAUGAAGCCCAGCGAGAUCCCGUGGGGCGACGCCGGGGCCCUCUACGUGGUGGAGUCCACCGGGGUCUUCCUCUCCGUCGACAAGGCCUCGGCCCACCUGCAGGGCGGCGCCAAGCGGGUGGUGGUGACGGCCCCCUCCCCCGACGCCCCCAUGUUCGUCAUGGGCGUUAACGAGGACAAGUACGACCCCGCCUCCAUGACCGUCGUCAGCAACGCCUCCUGCACCACCAACUGCCUGGCGCCGCUGGCCAAGGUCAUCCACGACAACUUCGGCAUCGUCGAGGGGCUCAUGACCACCGUGCACGCCUACACCGCCACGCAGAAGACGGUGGACGGCCCCUCGGCCAAGGCGUGGCGCGACGGGCGCGGCGCCCACCAGAACAUCAUCCCCGCCUCCACCGGCGCCGCCAAGGCCGUCGGCAAGGUCAUCCCCGAGCUCAACGGGCGGCUGACGGGGAUGGCGUUCCGGGUGCCGGUGGCCGACGUGUCCGUCGUGGACCUCACGUGCCGCCUGGCCGCCCCGGCCACCUACGCCGAGGUGAAGGAAGCCGUGAGGGCGGCGGCGGCCGGGCCCCUGGCCGGGAUCCUGGCCUACACCGAGGACCAGGUGGUGUCGUCGGACUUCGUGGGCGACAGCCACUCGUCCAUCUUCGACGCCAGCGCCGGCAUCGCCCUCAGCGACAACUUCGUCAAGCUCAUCAGCUGGUACGACAACGAGUUCGGCUACAGCAACCGGGUGGCCGAUCUGCUGAGCCACAUGUUCUCCCGCGAGGACUGAGCGUCCCCGACGCGUCCCCGAGGUCCCCACGGGCGUCCCCAGCGCGUCCCCAACGUCCUCGAUGUCCCCAACACGUGUCCUCAAGGUCCCCGACCUCCACGACGUCCCCACGGGCACCUCCGACGUCCCCAACGCCUGUCCCCCAAGUCCCCGGGGGCGUCCCCCUGUCCCCAACGUCCCCCUGUCCCUGACGAGUGUCCCUGCAGCUGUCCCCACAGGCGUCCCCAUGUCCCCAAUGUCCCCACGGACGCCCCCGUGUCCCCAACAGCCUUGAUGUCCCCCACACGUGUCCCCAGCGUCCCCUGUGGGCAUCCCCGAUGUCCCCAACUCGUGUCCUCGUGUCCCCAAUGUCCCCCGUGUCCCCUGUUCGUGUCCCCAAUGUCCCCGUGGGCGUCCCCCACACGUGUCCCCAAACCUGCUCCGUGUCCCCGGCGCGUGGGCUGUGUCCCCUGCCGCUGUCCCGUGUCCCCCCGCCUCCCUGUGUCCCUGAACACGCGUCCUGUGUCCCCACCACGUGUCCCCGUGUCCCCCAGGCGUGUCCCGUGUCCCUGAACACGCGUCCUGUGUCCCCACCGCGUGUCCCCGUGUCCCCCAGGCGUGUCCCGUGUCCCUGAACACGCGUCCUGUGUCCCCACCGCGUGUCCCCGUGUCCCCCAGGCGUGUCCCGUGUCCCUGAACACGCGUCCUGUGUCCCCACCGCGUGUCCCCGUGUCCCCCAGGCGUGUCCCGUGUCCCUGAACACGUGUCCCCACGUGUCCCCGCCAUCUCCGUGGUCGCCCCCUGCUUCACUGCCCCCCCCCCCGGGGCUGGGUCCUGUGUCCCCACGCGUGUCCCACGCGUGUCCCACGCGUGUCCCAUGCGUGUCCCAUGUGUGUCCCAGUGUCCCCACACGUGUCCCACGCGUGUCCCAUGCGUGUCCCCGUGUCCCCACACGUGUCCCCGUGUCCCACGCGUGUCCCAUGCGUGUCCCCGUGUCCCCACACGUGUCCCACGCGUGUCCCAUGCGUGUCCCCGUGUCCCCACACGUGUCCCCGUGUCCCACGCGUGUCCCAUGCGUGUCCCAGUGUCCCCACACGUGUCCCACGCGUGUCCCAUGCGUGUCCCAGUGUCCCCACACGUGUCCCACGCGUGUCCCAUGCGUGUCCCAUGUGUGUCCCAGUGUCCCCACACGUGUCCCACGCGUGUCCCAUGCGUGUCCCCGUGUCCCCACACGUGUCCCCGUGUCCCCACACGUGUCCCAUGCGUGUCCCCGUGUCCCCACACGUGUCCCCGUGUCCCACGCGUGUCCCAUGCGUGUCCCAGUGUCCCCACACGUGUCCCCGUGUCCCCACACGUGUCCCAUGCGUGUCCCUGUGUCCCCACACGUGUCCCACACGUGUCCCCGGCCGCGUCACCGCCAUGUCGGCAAUAAACACUCCCACCGGA